Molecule: messenger RNA, 2028 nt
Organism: Daldinia loculata
Lineage: Eukaryota; Fungi; Ascomycota; Sordariomycetes; Xylariales; Hypoxylaceae
Product: kinase-like protein
Exons: 2
Coding region: 312-1811 (499 amino acids)
Biological process (GO): mitotic DNA damage checkpoint signaling; protein phosphorylation
Cellular component (GO): nucleus
Molecular function (GO): protein serine/threonine kinase activity; ATP binding
Source: RefSeq, a predicted model, not a curated record
GCCCGCUAAAUAAAAACGCGUCUGAUACCUAAAGAAAUCGGAGAUUCAGAAAUAGAAUUUCAAGGCAUAGAACCUUGAAACCAUUACCACCAUAACGUUAUCCACCUUGAUUGAAUUUAAAUUUAUUAUAAUUCCUACUCCUUUCAACUGCCAAUCGCUAUCCAAAUCGUUGUCCACGUAUCAUAUGCCUUUCCUUCGUUCUCUCGAAGCUUCGCAAUUUAGAACAAGAUAUUACUGGAUCGCAUUGGGUUAUGUUCAAGGGGAGAAGGUAGAGGACGACGAACAAGAAAGAAGUUCUGCAGCAUUAGGAUAUGGCAUCUGCCACCCAUCGUCGAGUGGCCAAGGCGCCCUUCCAGAUUCACCAAGACCAGCCUAGGGGCCAGACUUCAGACACCGAGGAGUCUGCACAGAGCCAGACACGAAGAACUGACGAAGAAUACGACGACCAUGAUGACCAUGAUGACCACGACUAUUUAUUAGGGGAAGAGGGCGAAGAUGAAGAACAAGAAAACCCAGCCGAGGAAGACGACGGCUGCGAAACCGACUCCUCUGACGAUACCGACGAGAUCGACCUCAGUGUUCAGCAUGACAUGGACAAAUUACAAACCGCCUUUCCCAACUUCAAAGAUAACUAUCGUCUAAUAAAGCGCAUCGGCGAAGGAACUUUCUCUACCGUCUACAAAGCUGAAGAUAUACAAUAUCAUCGGUACGAGAACCGUUGGGAUAUGGACGCGUUAGAAAACCAAUGGAGACCUCCGCCCCUCAGGAAUUCCCGGUCCAACUCCGUUUCUUCUCGCACCCGCCAAAAGCCAAAGUUUGUGGCGAUCAAGAAAAUCUACGUAACUUCUUCGCCCGCUCGCAUCCUCAACGAGCUCGAACUCCUCCACGAUCUACGAGAUUCCCACUCUGUCUGUCCCCUCAUCACGGCCUUCCGUGAAGCAGACCAGGUCCUCGCUAUCCUUCCCUACUUCCGCCACCAAGACUUUAGAAAAUACUAUCCCCACAUGAGCGUCUACGAUAUGAGAGUGUACUUCCGAUCCCUCUUCACAGCUCUCGCUGCCGUACACGAAAAAGGCAUUAUACACCGCGAUAUUAAACCUACCAACUUUCUCUACGAUCCCGACAAGAAGCGCGGAGUUCUAGUAGACUUCGGAUUGGCCGAGCGGGAGGGCUUAGAUACCAAACCAUGUAUUUGCCAUGAUGAUCGACAAGUGAGGAAGCAGAAACUGCAGCAGUCUGUCGCAUUCAGCUCGGUCCAAGCUGGUCCGCAGCCAGGCUACCCAGUGAAUGAUACCCGUCCUUCUCGUCGCGCCAACAGAGCGGGCACCCGUGGGUUCCGGGCACCCGAGGUUUUAUUCAAAUGUACGGAGCAAACGACUAAGAUAGAUAUCUGGUCUGCCGGUGUCAUUUUAUUAACUAUUCUCUGCAAACGGUUCCCUUUCUUCAAUAGCGCAGAUGACGUCGAGGCACUAAUUGAGAUCGCCACUAUAUUCGGCUCAAAAAAGAUGAAGAUGGCGGGCCAACUGCACGGCUGCGUCUUCGACACCAAUAUACCUACUAUCGGCGAGAGGGGCUUUACUUUCGAAAAGAUCAUGCUAUGGAGCACGUGUAGGAGCGAUGUGAGCAAGGAUGGUAGACCCAGCACAUUGACCGAAGAGGAGAAGGGCGCCAUCGAGUUUUUGACAAGGUGUAUGGAAUUGGACCCGACGAAGAGGAUCAGCGCUAAACAGGCGCUGGUGCACGAAUUUUUACAGAUUGAUGCGGAUACGGAGCCGGAGCCAGAACUAGAAGACGAUGUAAUGUUGUUAUGAUAGCUCUGAAUAGGAUCCUGGAAUUUAUCUAGGGCGCUAUAAGGGAUGUAAUAUCACUUCGAAUCUGGGACGAGCAGAAGCCAACCUGCUUCAUAAUCGUACUCUUAUGGGUUUCAGGACUACGAGCAUGGUGGACCCUAUACGUACGACAUCGAUGUCACGCACAUGGUGUGUAGAGUGAUAUCAGACGCUUACUCGGCUAUGGGGAUAAAAAGGA